AUGUCGGACCGCCCGAGUUCUCCCAGUGCAGCACAUCUGGAGCCUCCUCACAAAGGUGUCGAGGUGGAGGAUCCCGGAGCUCAGGAGUCUGCAAGUGAAGGAGAGGGAGAAGAGGAAGAAGAUGACCACUUUUCCGAUGCCAGCGAAGGCCGCAGCGAAUCCCGCUCUCUCAAUGCGUCGAGAGCAGCCUCACCCGUGCCUCGCACGAGGGUAGAAAAGGUCGACGAAGGGCCCCGCCAUGGAGAGGUCCCUGGCACACCUGCAUACAGCCAGCGAGGCCAAGAUGCCGUUCCAGACGAAGUGGAAGUUGUCCCGGAAGGCUCACGAAGUCGAAGCUCGUCCAGAGUGGAAUCGCCAGUCACACCAGGUGGAACUCCCAUCCCACAGACAAUAGUUAGCAAGGUCGACGAAGCACCCAGCUACGGGGAUGUGCCAGGAACUCCAGCAUACGACCAGCGAAAAGCAGACGCCGUGCCGGACAUUGUUCUUAAAACGCCAGGCGAACCACAGACACCAUCAAGUCUAUCCAGGGAAAGUUCGGACCAAUCCGUACCUGAAACCCGGUUAUCCCGUGUAGACAGCCUUCCAAAGGAUCCAGCGUCACCAAUGCUCCGAGCCCACCGCCGGAGUCCCAGUGACGCAUUGCCGGAUUUUACAGAGACGGUAGAGGAGACGCCCGGCGAUGACGACUUUGGUGAUGAUUUUGAUGAAUUCGAAGAAGGAGAAAAUGAUGGAGAAGUAGAGGAUGACUUUGGUGAUUUUGACGAGGGCGACUUUGAAGAACCCAUUAAGGAGGCGCAUGGAAAUCUCCCUGUUGAUAGCACGAUUUCCAUGCAACCUCCUGCGCCCACUUCUUUGCUGCCUCUACCAGAUUUUAGCGACAUGUCCUCCUUAACCGACCUCCUGACAACAACAAACGACUCCCUUGAUACACUAUUUCCCGAGACAAAAGAAAUUGCCUCCCUUCCACCCCUGGAACCCAUAUUAGACCAAUCCGCUAUCUUUAGUAGUGAACGGUCACUCUCCCUAUGGUCACAACUUGUCGCUCCCCCUCCAUUGCAACCUCCGAACUGGGUCAAGUCUCGCAUUCGAAGGUUGUUCCUGGUCUCUCUCGGUGUUCCCGUUGACCUAGAUGAGAUUUUGCCAGCGUCAAAACAAAAGAAACUGAUUUUACCGUCCAUUGAUUUCGAAGGGUCUGCCUAUGAUUUGUCCAAGACAUUGAAUAAGACAAAGCAGAGCGACGCUCCUCAGAACGAUUCUACGACAUCAGUGAAUUCUACAGGUUCCCGACAAAAAUUCGGUCGACGACGAGGGCCGCCGCCCCCUCCAGAGCUGGAUCUUUCAGCAGUGCGGCGGAUGUGCUCGACGACAGAUGCUGCUCUGGACGGGUUUUCCGAUAUAGAGCUCCAAGACCAUGUGCUGCUACUGGAAAACACCUCUACAAAAGCCAACGAUGUGUUUGAGUACUGGCGCAAGAAAACCGACGGGCUAGUGGGAGAAAAAGAAGCCUUUGAGGGUGUGAUUGAGAACAUGGUCACUCACGCCCGACGUGUUCGAAAAUAA
This is a messenger RNA of Talaromyces rugulosus, 1563 nucleotides long. RefSeq lists its product as uncharacterized. Lineage: Eukaryota; Fungi; Ascomycota; Eurotiomycetes; Eurotiales; Trichocomaceae. Bases 1 to 1563 code for a protein of 520 amino acids. The record is from RefSeq and is a predicted model, not a curated record. The transcript has 4 exons.